Messenger RNA from Physcomitrium patens, 1636 nucleotides. Its product is annotated as protein SYM1. The record is from RefSeq and is a predicted model, not a curated record. Gene Ontology annotation, cellular component: membrane; cytoplasm. Lineage: Eukaryota; Viridiplantae; Streptophyta; Bryopsida; Funariales; Funariaceae.
ACUGAUGCUCCUGCUCCAACCCCACAAAUUACACCGCACACCUCCCUCUCUCUUUCUCGCAACCCCCUGAAAUUUGAGGACUCAAGUUUCUAAAUCUGAGUUAUAAGCUCUGAAGAAAGGCAUCCCUAUGUCGUCCCUGAGCUUCUCACUUGGUGCUCAUCGUGCGUGGCACAUAUUCGUCAAAAUAGUAAAUGUGCGCCACACAACGGCUUUGAAUCAAGCGGGAUACAGUCAAUUCUCUGUAUUUAAUAGUCUGAAAUGAGUUUCUAAAUAAGUAGAGAUCGUGUGAGUCUGGAAGGAAGCUCAUGUGCACUGGAGUUGGGGAGCUGCAGAAGCUUCACAUUUGGCGACCUCUGAUUAAGGCGAACGCCUUCAUCCACCGCUUUGGCAUUCAUCCCGCUUCUGCAGGCUCUGCACCGGUUUGCACAUGGUGCCCUCAGGACCUAUGUUUGUUUGUGUCGCUUUCAUGUGAACCAUCGAACCAGAGGCUGAGGCUUGAAGCUUCAGGAAAUACCUCCGCCGAGGCUCAGGCCUUCAGAGAACUUUUAGCAAUUCGCCUUCCUGAUCGUCUCCUUCACAUGAGUUUGUUAGGGUUUGGCAUUCGCUCCAGGUUGUUUGCGAGUUCAUUUUGCGAUGGCGGGCGCUUUGGUUAAAUUAGGACAAGCCUGGGGGUGGUACCAGGCGAAGCUGGCGCAGUCGCCUGUUCGCACUCAGAUGAUCACGUCGGGAGUUCUUUGGGCAGCCGGGGAUUAUUGUGCGCAAUCGAUUAGUCGGGAUAUUGGGCGGCGACAAGUGGUGAAGAAAGGUCUGGUUGCUGUGGACAGCGAGAAGAAGGUGGUGGAGAGCACAGAUUGGAAGAGGGUUGCUCUUGCUAGCUCCUUCGGGGUUGGAUUUGUCGGACCCAUUGGACACCUGUGGUAUGAGGGGUUAGAGACAUUUGUUAUGAAAGGAUUAAAGCUUAGGGUAAACUCGGUAAGCUUCAUCGCCACGAAAGUGGCAUGUGAUGUUCUUGUAUUUGGACCCAUCCACUUGCUAGCUUUCUUCUCGUACAUGGGCUUGAUGUCGGGGGUGCCAUGGGCGACGGUGAAGCGCGACGUGGAGCGGGACUUCAUUCCCACGUACAUGACGGAGGGAUUAGGGUGGGGAGUCGUGCAAGUGGCGAAUUUCCGAUUGAUUCCUGUGAGGCACCAGCUUCUAUAUGUGAAUGUGUUUUGCUUGUUGGAUAGCGCCUUUCUGUCGUGGGUGAAACACCAGGACGACGCUCCAUGGAAAAGGUAUUUGACGUCGCUGGUUUCCAAGAAACCGACUUCGACGGCUUCAUGAUGCGGAUUAUUCAUUGGGGGUUGAACAUUAUUCGCUCUGUUUUUCUUUUCUGAUGCUUCAAUCCAGUUCUUGGUAGUUGAUACUCUUUCAAUACAAUACGAUUUAUAGUCCUCACGAACAUUGAAAUUUAGGUUGGAGACUAUUUCAUUCAAGAGUUUUAGGUGAACCGUGCCUAUUCAAAGGCAUUGAGACAGAAAUUGAGUGUAUCAUUAUGCAAGAAGCCAAUCCACAUCGCCAGUCUCCGACUGCGUUGUUGUAGAAUUGGAAUUUCAUCCAUGAUCAAUCACGGAUUGUUUGUUAACCGCUUCCCUCA